AUGGCGCAUUCCCAAGAAACCGAUCUUCCAGGGGCGUCUGCAUGCACCCUAGGAAGUAGGGCUAGGGCUAGGGCUAGGGCUGGGGCUAGGGCUGGGGCUGGGGGGCACAGUGAAAUCUUGGCGUUUGUAUUGCAUAAUACGUAUUGGUUUAGCCCUUCCGGUGUAAGCAGCGAACCUUGCUGGAACAAUACAAUACAAUACAAUACGAGCUCGGGUCCGAGUAAGCAGCAAGACGCAACCAACGGACAAACCCGUCGCCCGGUUGACACCUUGCACACAGCUGCCGGCAGGUGGGCCAUCCAACAAUGCCAUUUACAAUGUGUGAGAGGAGGGGGUUUGUUUCCCCACAUAGAUACGCUAGACACAACACUCCCAGGCCUUGUUUGUGUUGCGCUUGCUGCCAGUCCAGACGAGGCCACGGCUGCACAUCAGGUUCCUGUUACCUAA
Molecule: messenger RNA, 447 nt
Organism: Paracoccidioides lutzii Pb01
Exons: 2
Coding region: 1-447 (148 amino acids)
Source: RefSeq, a predicted model, not a curated record